CUUUCCGGGGCAGGGAGGAACUCUGUGACAGCGGCGCUGGGCUGCUCCGUUUCGGAAGGAGAAGAAGCUGUUUUUUUAGGGCGUUUUCAUUAAAAAGAAGAAGGGGGUGGGGGGGAGCCCAAGCCCUGAGCUGGGCUGGAAACUUCAGCGACAGGAAGGAAGCGAAGUGGGUUAUUUCGGGCUCCAGUUGGCUGCUCGGGGCAAAGCUCGACUCCUCUGCGCGCUGAUAGCAGCCCCUCGUGAACAAUGGGGUCGUGGGGCCCUUCCCGGCAGGAAAACGGCUCGUUCCGGUGAAAUCUGCCGCUGCUGCUGAGUCAGCAGGUCCUGCUGGGCCGGGCGGGCUGUGGAGGGUCCGGGGGAGCCAAAGGAGAGAUGGACACCUUCAGCACCAAGAACUUGGCCCUGCAGGCCCAGAAGAAGCUGCUGAGCAAAAUGGCCACCAAGAGCAUCGCCAACGCCUUCAUCGACGACACCAGCAGCGAGAUCCUGGACGAGCUGUACCGGGCCACCAAGGAGUACACGCACAACCGCAAAGAGGCGCAGAAGAUCAUCAAAAACCUCAUCAAGAUCGUGAUGAAGCUGGGGGUGCUGUACCGCAACGGGCAGUUCAGCCCCGAGGAGCUGCUGCUCAUGGAGCGCUUCCGCAAGAAGGUGCACACGCUGGCCAUGACGGCCGUCAGCUUCCACCAGAUCGACUUCACCUUCGACCGGCGGGUCAUGGCGGGCGUGCUGACCGAGUGCCGGGACCUGCUGCACCAGGCGGUCAACGGGCACCUGACGGCCAAGUCGCACUCGCGCAUCAACCACGUCUUCAACCACUUUGCGGACUGCGAGUUCCUGGCGGCGCUGUACGGCCCGGCCGAGCCCUACCGCACCCACCUGCGCCGCAUCUGCGACGGCGUCAGCAAGAUGCUGGAGGAGGAGAACAUCUGAGCGGGCCCGGGGGCUCCGUGCGCUCUGACCCGCCCUCCCCUCUCCCCCUCUCAGUGCUCACCCCGCUCUCCUCCUUCCUCCGAGGGGCUGAGACUUUGUCUGCCCCUUGCCCAGGGUCUGUGAACCCUCCCUGUGCUCCCCAGGGGAUCCCGGCCCCUCUGUACGGUUUGAUUUCCUUUGCCCACCAAGUGCCUUUAGCUCAGAGUCCAAGGGUUUGGACUCUUUGCCUUGAACUCUGUUGUAACCUCUGGGGGGAAACUGAACCAAAGACUUGCAGAGUGAAGCAGCUCUGAGGUGUCUCUGAGCAGCUGGGACGUUUUUGGGGUGAAAGUUCUGAGAUUCUCCAGUCUGUGGAUUUUUCCCAGCAGCUCCACAACGUGGUGGGAGCAAAUCCUGGUCCAGACUUGUGCUGCCUCAGGCAGGAAGGUGCUGCUGCAUGGGUUUGGUGUCCUCAAAGACAAGUCCUGAGACCAGGGGGAUCCCUCCUCCCCUGGACCCCAGGAACACCCAACUCCCCCCAGCCUGCAGCAGUGCUGCCUCCUGGCCCUCCAGCACUGUCCUUGGUGGGGAUCCAAAGCUCCCCUGGAAUUUCACCCUUUUCCCUGCCCCUGACUGAGUGAUGUUCGUUUUUUAGCAAACUCUGUAGCCCUGAUGAGUUACUGAAAUAAACUCACCUGUGUGGCCUGGGA
Oenanthe melanoleuca is the source of this 1622-nucleotide messenger RNA. It is a transcript of the gene TNFAIP8L1, whose product is annotated as TNF alpha induced protein 8 like 1. Gene Ontology annotation, cellular component: cytoplasm. Bases 373 to 933 code for a protein of 186 amino acids. The transcript has 2 exons. Gene Ontology annotation, biological process: negative regulation of TOR signaling; regulation of apoptotic process. Lineage: Eukaryota; Metazoa; Chordata; Aves; Passeriformes; Muscicapidae. The record is from RefSeq and is a predicted model, not a curated record.